AUGUCGCCUCGAAUUCCGCAGAGUGAAAUCCAGGCUCUGACGAUGGCACGCGAAAGCGAUCGAGAUGCUGGAACCAGAUUUGCUGCAUAUCUUAUGCUCUGUACCAUGCGCAGGGAUUUGUACACCAAGCUCCAGAAAGAAAUUCUUCCGAUUUUUCACUCAUGGUUGGAAGUAAACACACGAAUGGAAAAUAGACAAAUCGGUAUAAACAACGGAGCAAAUGCGUAUCGACAGAUCUCGUCUAUCUGUCCCAAUGGAGAAAGUGUCGAAAUUCACUACGUGUACGGAAUCUGGCUUGAGAAGAACAAGUACAUCAAAGUGGCGGUCCGGCAUCAGCGAAAGGCGUUGAUGAUCGAUUCCAGCUAUCUCCCUUCCAGAAACGCUUUGUUAAGAUGUGCCGGCAAAUUGUGCGACAGCUGGCACAUACUGAUGAUCAACGAUGCUGGGAGGAAUCAUGCUUUUGUCAACGCGCUUAAAUCGAUACUCGUGGAGAAGACGGAACUGGCCUUUGGGCAUCGCCGCUGCCAAGCUAGAUGCAAGCGAAGUAAAAUGCAUCGAGUGCGAUCAGCCCUCGCCGAUCUUUCCUUCGAAAUCGCCAAUAACAACGAAGCCAAAGUCAAAGUCGAGUCAAGGUUAUCAACCUCGAUUGACAAACUCGCAUUGUCUUCCCAAUUCGAUAUUUUGAUAUCAGAGAUUUUCGACUGUGGUCUCCUUGGCGAGAGCGCCAUUGACUCCAUUCUUCAUGCAAAGGAAAAUUUACUGAAACCCGAACAUUCCGUCAUCCCUGCCCGCGCCCGCCUCUACUGCCAGGAGUACUACUCCUUUGAAAUCAAGAAAAAAAGCUUCGCUCUUUUUGGAGAUGAAGCUGAUCGCCCAGAUCGCAUUGUCGCUGCCCCGUUCAUGGCUCGUAAGAAGCCAAAGAGCCCGAACAAGUGGGAACCGUACGAAGGCGAGAAAAUAAACAUGUUGAAAGGAUACGAUCCUGCCUUACUUGGGGAGCGGCAACUUAUGAUGGAAAUCGAUUUUAAUGACGUUGACUCUCUUCGUAAACACCGUGCCCGCGGGUCGGAUGUUCAGCGCCUGAAUGUAAACUUCGCAAACAAAAAGAAACAAAUGAACGCCAUCGUUGUCACCUUCGAACUCGAUCUAACUGAAGAUCGAAAGAUCCAGAUCAGCAACAGUGUGGACUCAAAUGGGUGCUGGGAGCAGGCCGUCUAUCCGAUCUACGGUGAGUGUGAACAACCACUCCAGGCGCUCUUCCGCCUUGAACACGACGCUGCCAUUCUCGAAAAGAUUGGAGAUGAGCCAGACGAUACUCCUUUCUGGGUGCAUUCUAGACUUGUUUACGAGUUUAACUCUGAUCUCCGAAGACAGCACGUUUUCAAACUAUUCGAUGACAACAAGAAAAUCCUGAUCUUGUGCAGCAAUAAGCGAGAAUUCGACAUUCUUUAUGGAGCCAUGCAGACUAAGACGGAAUUAAUCAUCUGCAGCACGAAGUCAGAUACAGUUCAGGCAAUGGAGCGUUUCUCGAUGGACAAGUCCGGAAUUAAAGCUCAAAAUGUUAAUGUGGCGAAAUCGCUCAGCGCCGCUCAAAAACUUCUUCCAAAGGACACUUCCUUAAAUAUGGUCAAGUUGUGUAUUCCGUUCAUGAACGUGAACUCGCACGUCGACUGGGAAAAACUCCAAUCUUAUCUUUCCGGCGAGCUGUUUUCCGGAGUCGAUGAUCUUCUUAGAAAAGAGCUAGAUAAACCAGUCAACGUGAAUUUCUUUUUCCAACUGGUGAAGUCUGCCGAAAUUGAAAAACGCGCCAUCGCAAGCGAUGCUAAUCUUCCAUUGGGUAUGAAGAUGGAAAACGCUAUAAACACCUUCCAAAUGACAAGCUAUCCACUCUAUCCGGAGGUUGAUUGGGACAAGUAUCUUGAGCCGCGAAGUGAAGUUAUCAAUCGAGUUUUCACGCUUGAUUCUCAGUCCAUUACGAAAAGAGGCGUUCAGUUCCGCAACCAAUGUGAGCUUCGACCUGGAGACAUCACCGGAGUAGUUUGGUGGGCGGAAAUAGAGCGAGAUGGGUGGAAAGAACGAACGGCAAGGGAAAUCUAUUUAACGAAAGGAUUCCGUGAAGACAAGAAAGAGACUGAUCAGCCAGAUCCACUCAAACCUAUGUGUGAAGGCUCAUCAGGAAUGAUUUUAGAGCGCCCAAAAGGAGACAGUCAGCCAAAGAACGAAGAAGUUUCUAUCAUCGUCAAAUUUUUAGUCAACUCCUUACCUCACUUAUCUGACAAUAGAGGUGUAACCUUCGACUGGUGA
Messenger RNA from Oikopleura dioica, 2304 nucleotides. Lineage: Eukaryota; Metazoa; Chordata; Appendicularia; Copelata; Oikopleuridae. The record is from the annotation of a GenBank genome assembly.